UGGGGGUUCGAAUCACGAUUUGGACCAAUAAAAAAACGGGAUCGCUGGGGCCUGGGCUUUGCUAGGAGGGGCGCAGGUGGGCGUUAUUUGAUUGACGGAGGGCUCUGCUUAUGACUGGUAGUGGGGGCUGGUCCGUGACGUCCGGGAGGUAGGACCUGGCGGAGGCAGGGCCGAAUGAAGUAAAUGGUAAUGAAGGGUUGGGUCACACUUAGUGGGCGGUGUUUGAUGGACAGUUGACCUUGCCAAUUGAAAGUGGCCACUGAUGCCCAAUGGGAAAUUAGAAAGUCAGAGGCGGGGCAGGGUGGGCGGGGUAAACUAAGUACCGAGGUGCGGAGGGAGCCGCGCUGGGAGGGAGAGCGGUGAUUGACAAGACUCCCAGCAAACUGGAAGCCGCGAGAGGGUGCGCGGCAUCCCAGUGGGUGGGAGCUGGGGGCGGGGCUCCCUGAGGGGCGGGGAAGGACUAGGGUGCAGGGAGGGGGUUGCAGAAGGAGCCGAGCGGCUGCUGCUCAAUGGCGGAAAAGCCGCCGGUUCUCUGACUGCCUGGUUCCCCUAGCAGUUGCGGGGGAGUUUCCUGCCGGCGCGGCUGGAGUCUCUGAUUCUCAGGGUUGGUGGUUGGAAGAUGCUCCAGAGAGACGAGGCUGCGGCGGAGGAGGUGGCGGCGGCCGAAUCGGCAACGGCGCUAGGGUGGAGAGAAGGCGGCAGCAGCGGCGGCGGCGGCGGCGUGAGGGGCCCGGCGGUGUAAGCAGCCCCGGAGGCGGCGGUCGAGACCCCGAGGGGGAAGCGGCAGCUGAGGCAGGGUCGCGCCUCCGUUGGAAACUUGGGCUGAGUACCGCGGGGGGCUCCGCGGCGGGCGUAAGCGAGGCGCCCUAGAUCAAUCCUCCCUCCUUUGCCUCAGAUUUAUUGCUAAACAUGGGUGCAUUUUUGGAUAAACCCAAAACUGAAAAACAUAAUGCUCAUGGUGCUGGGAAUGGUUUACGUUAUGGCCUGAGCAGCAUGCAAGGAUGGAGAGUGGAAAUGGAAGAUGCACACACAGCUGUUGUAGGUAUUCCUCAUGGCUUAGAAGACUGGUCAUUUUUUGCAGUUUAUGAUGGUCAUGCUGGAUCCCGAGUGGCAAAUUACUGCUCAACACAUUUAUUAGAACACAUCACUACCAACGAAGACUUUAGGGCAGCUGGAAAAUCAGGAUCUGCUCUUGAGCUUUCAGUGGAAAAUGUUAAGAAUGGUAUCAGAACUGGCUUUUUGAAAAUUGAUGAAUACAUGCGUAACUUUUCAGACCUCAGAAACGGAAUGGACAGGAGUGGUUCAACUGCAGUGGGAGUUAUGAUUUCACCUAAGCAUAUCUACUUUAUCAACUGUGGUGAUUCACGUGCUGUUCUGUCUAGGAAUGGACAAGUCUGCUUUUCUACCCAGGAUCACAAACCUUGCAAUCCAAGGGAAAAGGAGCGAAUCCAAAAUGCAGGAGGCAGCGUGAUGAUACAACGUGUGAAUGGUUCAUUAGCAGUGUCUCGUGCUCUGGGGGACUAUGAUUACAAGUGUGUUGAUGGCAAGGGCCCAACGGAACAACUUGUUUCUCCAGAGCCUGAGGUUUAUGAAAUCUUAAGAGCAGAAGAGGAUGAAUUUAUCAUCUUGGCUUGUGAUGGGAUCUGGGAUGUUAUGAGUAAUGAGGAGCUCUGUGAAUUUGUUAAAUCUAGGCUUGAGGUAUCUGAUGACCUGGAAAAUGUGUGCAAUUGGGUAGUGGACACUUGUUUACAUAAGGGAAGUCGAGAUAACAUGAGUAUUGUACUAGUUUGCUUUUCAAAUGCUCCCAAAGUCUCAGAUGAAGCAGUGAAAAGAGAUUCAGAGUUGGAUAAGCACUUGGAAUCACGGGUUGAAGAGAUUAUGGAGAAGUCUGGUGAGGAAGGAAUGCCUGAUCUUGCCCAUGUCAUGCGCAUCUUGUCUGCAGAAAAUAUCCCAAAUUUACCUCCUGGGGGAGGUCUUGCUGGCAAGCGCAAUGUUAUUGAAGCUGUUUAUAGUAGACUGAAUCCACAUAGAGAAAGUGAUGGGGUACCUCAAAAUAUUAAGAAUUGUACCCACGGCCGGGCGUGGUGGCUCACGCCUGUAAUCACAGCCCUUUGAGAGGCUGAGGCGGGCGGAUCACUUGAGGUCAGGAGUUUGAGACCAGCCUGACCAACCAUGGAGAAACCCCGUCUCUACUGAAAAUACAAAAUUAGCCAGGUGCAGUGGCGCAUGCCUAUAAUCCCAGCUACUUGGGAGGCUGAGGCAGGAGAAUCGUUUGAACCCAGGAGGUAGAGGUUACAGCGAGCCAAGAUUGCACCAUUGCACUCCAGCCUGGGCAACAAGAGCGAAACUCCAUGUCAAAAAAAAUAAAAAGAUUUUUUUAUUUAAUAUAUACCAAGGAUAACUUUUAAAAUUUUUUAAAAAAGUGAUUACACAUAGUAGCUACAUAAACAGGGAGUAAAUAGGCAAUGGAACCAUGAAACUUGAGGGAGAUGCUCAAUAUAUAAACCUUGCCUUGGCCAGGUGUGGUGGCUCAUGCCUGUAAUCCAAACACUUUGGGAGGCCAAGGCCGGUGGAUCACCUGAAGUCAGGAGUUCAAAACUAGCCUGACCAACAUGGCGAAACCCUGUCCCUUUAAAAAAAAAUUAAAUAAAUAAAUAGAAAAUAAAUAAACCUUGCCUUAAAUAGAUUAUUUGACAAUAUAAAUGGGAUAUAUGUACUUAAUUACCUUUAUACAUAAAUGUUCUAUUAAUAUCAGAGGAUCAAACACUGACAGUAUAUCAUAUAGUAGAUUCAUAGAGGGAGGAGAUUAGAAAACAUAAGACAUGACCCCACCCGCGUGCUCAGUGCAGCUUGUACUAUAGUUAUAAAUACACCUUAAAUGAUCAAAAUCUUUCACAUAGCUUAGUAACAAAUAAAUGACAAAAUCUGGAAUGUGACCAUUGCCAUUUGAAUUGGGCAGUGAUUACUGUGAAAGUUCAGCUAAGUAGGGGAAAAGUUAACUUCUUAAAGAAAAGAUAGGAUUUGAAGAACGAUUUGAAUGGCAGAAAUGAGAUAAGGGCGAUGACCUUUCAAGUGGACUAGAGAGGCAAAGACAAAGUAUAAGAUAUCUUCAAAAGAAAGGACAUCUGUUAAGGCUAACACAGAGAACUACUGUGGUGAAAAAUAAGAAUUUAAGUUGCCCGAGGUAUUUGCUAAGAGACCAGCCUUUCGAACAUCAUUUUAGGGUAAGGAACUACCUUAGGUUUGGAGCAUAAGAAUGAUAGAUUAUAAAAAAAAAAUCUAUGGUAUUUUAAUCUGUUAACAAACAUUUGCCGUAUUAGAUUAAAGAGAUGCUGGCAGUCAGGUAGUUGUGAAAUAAUUGCAGAGACCAAAUGGUAAGUGUAAAUUUAUCAGUACAUAGAUAUAUGAAUUAAAGGAACUUCCCUUGUUUACUAAAAAAAACUGACUCUGCAGCCUAGAAUUCUAGAUGGGGAAAUAAUAUAUGCCUUUCACAGUAGUCACUACCUUAGAAAAAUGUUGAACCAUAAUUGCAAGUAGCAGAAAUGCACUGAAAAAUCUUUUAAAUAUAUUUCAGAAAGUAGAGUUGGGUAUAAUUUAGAAAUUAAAUAAUUUUAAUAUACAGAAAGGUUACUAUUUAGGGGAAGCUUCUUAAGUUGUUUACUAAAUUUGUUUUUUAAUAUGUAUUCCAUACUAAUCUAACUUUUUAGAAUGUGUUCUAUCUUCUUACUGCAAGCAAUAUUGAUAUUUUCCCAACUUUUAAAAUACAAAUUUGUGACAGAGUCUAGCAGAGAUGCUUAAUCUAGGGAUUCAUGAAUCCCCAGUAAUCUUUUGGAAAAUCUCCAGAAAAACCAAACUACAUUUUGCUGUAAGUUGUCCUUAUGUUAGGCAGGGCUCUGGGAUCACAGUCCUUCCCUUUUUCUAAAAUGCUAGUUUUUGUUUUAUAACUAGAAUAUAAAUUAUGUGAGAUCUGGGACGUUGUCUGAUUCAUUUAUGUCUAUAGUCCAAGCACGUAUAACAAUCUUAGCAUAUGGUGAGAGCUCAAUAAAUACUUUUUGGAUAGGAAAUAUUUGUAUUUAUUCAUUUCUAGUAAUUUGCUUAAGACUGUCCUUAAGUCCUAUAUUUAAAAAUUAAUUUGAGGUUACUAAUUGGUAUAAAGUCUGUAUUAUAGGGUUUUAUAUUUUCAUGCAAAAAAUUAUUUUCUUGAAAAAGACUCAUACGGCUUUUGAAUUAGUAUGCCACUGGUCAAGUAGUUGCACAAGUUGAUCAUUUUCCAAGAGUACAGUUGUGGAGGGAGGUGACCUGUAUUUACCCAGCUCCUACUUGUGCCAAGCUCCCUUAUUUUUACAUACACAGAGUCAUAAGUAAUCUUCUCAGCACCCUUCUUUUACACAUGAGACUUAGAGAGAUGAGGUAGCUUGUACAGGUCACAAAGCUAAAUAAAUCAUGCAGCCAGAAUUUGAAUUAGGCUGACUCCAAAGCCUGUUCUCUUUACAUUAUUCCAUGUGGCCUCUCUAAGGUAGUUAUAGAUUAUAUAUGUCUGUAGCCCACCUCAUCUCUACAAUCCAGGAAAAAUCAUUUCCUAUUCUUUUGUAAAUAUCAUGUUUAAUAGUCUUAAGAUACUCCAUUUUAUUGAUUGAAAUAGGGUCUUGUUCUUUAUUCCAAGCUGGAGUACUAUGGCGCUAUCACAGUUCACUGCAGCCUCAACCUCCCAGGCUCAAGUGAUCCUCCCAGCUCAGCCUCCUGAGUAGCUGGGAUUACAGGCACACAGCACCACACUCUUUGUGGACACUUUUUGUAUUUUUUAUAGGGACAGGGUCUCACUUCAUUGCCAGGGCUAGUCUUGAACUCCUUGGGGUCAAGUGUCUUCCCACCUCAGCCUCCCAACGUUCUGGGAUUACAGGCAUGAGCCACUGUACCCAGCCACAAGAUACUCUCUUUUUAAUGAUGAAUAUUUUAUGAAGUUGUUGAAAGGAAGCAGUCAAGCACAGUUCCUUGUCAGUUAUUUUUCACUUAAAUACACAUAUUUAUUUAUUUUAAUCCAAAAACUUUGUAAGGCAUUUGGAUCUUAGAGAAGGGGAGGAAAAAUAGGACAGAUAAGUCUCUUUUUGAGCCCCAAAGAAUCUCUGUAGUGUUUUCACAUUAUUAAAUUUUGCAUGCAAUCAUUUUUCUGUUUUACUUCAAACAGUUAAAUGCAAUAGCCAUAGCUGCUUUUACAUUUUUAUGUCACAGUUUUUAGAAGUAUGUGAAUACUAGUUUUUUCAUGUUUUUUAUUCACUUGUGAAAGCAUUGCUAUGGAGAAGACUUAUACUGUAUGAAAAUGCACUAACAUUAGUCACUAUGUUUUUAAGGUAUGAUUUGAUAUAACACUUAUCUUAGCUGUGCGAUCUUGACCAUUCGGAUGAUACUAAGGUUAUUCAUUAAAUUUGACAUGAUUCUUCAAAUAACAUCUAAUUCAUUAGAAUCUACAUUAGUCAUCAAUUUUGUCAUAUUUGAGAAUUUUUAGUUAAAAAAUUUUUUUUUUGUCUGAGAAGCAGAGCAUAGGACUCCACAAGAAACAUAUUUUUGCUAGUGUUUACUUUCUCUCCGCUAUUAUAAGUAAAUCAUUUUAAGAAUUUUGGUCAUGAUAUCUGUGUUUUCAAAGAUAAGUAAUUACUGCAAAUAAAUAAUUAGCUGGUUAAAUUUUAUUUUUUUUAAUGUGCUUAGAUUUCCCUCCUUCCCCCUCCUAUUACUACUCUCUGCUUGAUUUAUCUAAUUCAUCUGUCUUAUUUGGUAUAAGUUAGUAUUUUCAUAGUGAGAGAUUUUAUUUUUAAGCUCUGUUAGCCUAGCUGAUAGUAAAACCUUAAAAACAAAAACUAGGGUGGAUGGGAAAUGUCCUGAAUUCUCAUCUCAGUAAUUGCCUUCAGCUUACAUAAUAAUUAUAAACAUCCCAUCUGAUACAAUGUAUUAAUCAACAUAACUAGUGUCUUGAAGUUUUACUAAUUUUACUCUAUUAAGGAACUAUAUUCUAAACUUUAAUAUGAAAUAACCUGUGGUGUUCUAUAAUAAUUUCACCAAUAUUUCUUUAGUAAGAGUCUAUCUAUAUGAGGUACUUCCUAUGCAAAAAAUGCUACUCACCAUAAUGUAUUCAGCAGAGCAUAAAGAUAGACAUUGAUGUUAAUUAUACCUGUGCAUGAAUCAGAGCUCUGCCACUUACUAAGAUUGUCACCCUGACAAAUAACUUAAUCGCCCUGAGCCUUAGUUUCCUCACUUAUAAAAAUGAUAACUGGAGUACUUACUUUGUAGGGUACCUGUGAGGAUUCAGUAAGACUAUGUAUAUAAAUUUCUUAGCACAAAUAUUAAUUUUCCUUCCCUAGAUGAUAGGAGGACAUAGAAUGGAAUAUGAAAUUGUUUUUACUCUCAAAGAGUUUGCAGUGUUAAGUGGAGAGUCUUGUGAAGGGCUGCAAGGUAGAGUUAAUUGCUAUAAUAGAUGUGUAAAAAUAGGUGUGCUAUAUCAACUGUAUGAGUUCAGAUAAAGAAAGUGCAAGAACCUAGAUAAUAGGUUUCUCUUCUAAUAUUAAUGAAAGCCCAUGAGAGAGUUAUGUAACAGUAUUUUGAAAAAUCAAAUGUAAUGGCUGGGGAAGAGGUUUCCAUCGUCUAUUGUCUACCCAUAGUGAUAAGAAAGUAUAAUUUGCCCCAAGAUAAAAUAACUUUUAAGUGUGGUCAUUAGCUAAAGUUCUUCUCAAUUUAGUGAUUCUGUAAUGUCAGCCAUUGCAAAUCCAUCUCUACUUGAUUUACCAGUUUGGUUUUCUUUUUCUUUUUUUCUUUUUUCUUUUUUGAGACGGAAUCUCACUCUGUCUCCCAGGCUGGUGUGCAGUGGUAUGAUCUCGGCUCACUGCAACCUCCACUUUCCAGGUUCAAGGGACUCUCCCAUCUCACCCUUUCAAUAUCUGAGACUACAGGCAUGCACCACCAUGCCUGGCUAAUUUUUUAAUUUUUAGUUGAGACAGGUUUCACCAUGUUGGUCAGGCUAGGCUCGAACUCCCAACCUCAAAUGAUCCACCUACCUUGGCUUCCAAAAGUGAGGCUGGGAUUACAGGUGUGAGCCACCUUGCUUGGCCAUUAUUUGGUUUUAGUAUGUCUUUUAAAAAGCAACUUCUCUUCCCCAACUAUCACUACUAUAUCAAUUCACAGAAGUACAGGUGAUUAAUAAUGAAAAGUGUCAGUUUGAGAGUGAGAGGUACUUUAUCUGUUGAACUCACCAAAAUUGACCCAAAUAGAAUAAUCUUUCAUCCAACUUUAUUAAUAAAUCCACCUCUAAAUAGAGUUAUGCCAUUUAGUCUAUAUCAGUGAUUCUCAACCCUUGCUGUAUAUCAGAAUUGACUGUCAGGCUUUAAAAGAACAACCCAAAUCCACUGAAUCUGUGGAUUUUAAAAGGGAACUUUGGCAUGUAUGCAAUUUUAAUAGCUCCAAGGUAAUUCCAGUGUGAAACCACAGUUGAUAAUCACUUAUAUGUGUAAGCCACCUUGUUUGAGGCAGAUUUUGUUUUAAUGUCCUAUAAUUUUUUUUAAAUAAAAUGGUAGGGUUUUUUCUUUCUUUCUUUUUUGUUGGGGAGUUUUUUGGGGGAGAGGGUUGUAGGCUCUGCAUUAAAAGAUCUUUGUGAUAUACUGUAAAGUAGAAAAUUUCCUCUUAAAGACUGAUAAGGUUUAUCAUUCGAGUACACUUACCCCCAUUGUUCCAUCUCAACUCUUUCUGAAUAGAUUCAAAUGGGAAACUUUAUUUUUUAAUAUUUACUUACUUGAGACAGGGUCUUUCUCUAUUGCCCAGGCUGGAAUGUAGUGGGUGCGUAAUCUCAACCUCCUGUGCUAAAGUGAUCCUCCCACCUUAGCUUCCCAGUAGCUGGGACCACAGGUGUGUGCUGCCACACCUAAUUUUUAAAAUUUUUGUUUUGUAGAGAUGGAUUCUCCCUGUGUUGCCCAGGCUGGUCUCAAACUCCUGGGCUCAAGUGAUCCUUUCACCUUGGCCUCCCAAAGUGCUGGGAUUACAGGCAUGAGCCACCAGCCCUGGCUGAGAAAUUUUAAUUAGGGAAACAUGUUUAAAGUCCACAUAAUAAAUUUUGCAAAUUAAAAGGCAGUUAAUAUGCUUGUUGUAGAAAAUUGGAAAAUUCAAAGAAGAUAAAAUAUCUAGAACUCCCCUACCCAUUAUUAUUAUAUUGCUGUAUUUCCUUUCUUUCCAGGUAUUUUUCAUAAGCUAAAAUGAAUAGAUACACAGACAUGUAUGUACCCAAAAAACAUGGGCCAUACACAGUAUCAUCUCUUUUUUCUUUUUUUGGAAUUGGAGUCUUGCUUUGUUGCUUAGGCUGGAGUGCAGUGGGUGUGAUCUUGGCUCACUGUAACCUCCACCUCCCGUGUUCAAGCAGUUCUCCUGCCUCAGCCUCCCUAGUAGCUGGGAUUACAGGUGCCUGCCAGCACUCCUGGCAAUUUUUAGUAGAGAUGGGGUUUCACCAUGUUGGCCAGGCUGGUCUCAAACUCUUGACCUCAGGUUGAUCCACAUGCCUCAGCCUCCCAAAGUGCUGCAAUUACAGGCAUAAGCCACUGCACCUGGCCCAGUAUCAUCUCAUUUUUUGCCCGGAGGUCACUUCCUCCCCCUCCCCUGACAUGUCUGAGGCAGGAAAACAAGCACUAUUUUUUUUAAGAGGAUCUCUGUCGUCCAGACUGGAGUUCAGCGGUACGAUCAUGGGUCACUGAAGUCUCAACCUCCUGGGCUUAGUUCAGCCUCUCAUCUCAGUUCUCUGAGUAGCUGGGACUAUAGGCUCCUUUUAAAUGUUUUUUUGUAUAGACGGGGGUCUCACUGUGUUGCCCAGACUGGCUUUGAACUCCUGACCUUAAGCUGUCCUCUUACCCUUAUCUCCCAAAGUGGUGAAAUUACAAAUGUGAGUAGCUGCUCCUGGCCAUUGAGGGCAACUUUUUAAAAAAUAACAUUCAUGUGCACUCAUUUUGCUAAUAAAACAUUGCCAUUUAUUAUUUGGCUUCAGUAGUGUUAUCUUUGUUGCACAAGUAUAAUGUAAUAGUCUCUAAAGGUGGUUAAAAGUUUGUGUCAGAUGGAAACCUCCAAACAUAUUUAAAAAGGGAUAUGAUAUGUUGAAACAGCCGUAUAUCUUCUAUCUAGAUUCAGCAACUGUGAACAUUUUGCCAUAGUUGCUAUAUUUUUCUUUCUAUAUCUACUGUUGUUUUUUUUUUUGACUGAACCCUUUGAGAGCAAAUUGCAGAUACCAUAUUUUACCUGUAAACAUUUCAGCAUGCAGCUCUUAAAAAUGAAAACAAUUUUCUGCAUAACUGUAAUACCAUUACUAUACCUAAGAAAAUUAAUUUUUUAAAAAUUAAUUUUUAAUUUUGGGGUAUACAUAGUAGGUAUAUAAAAUAAUAAAUUUUAUAAUGUCAUCGAAUAUCGACUCUUAAUUUUCCCAGAAUGACUAUUAUAAUAGUUAUUUUGAAUCACAGUCUAAUUAAGUUAAGUCAUCAGUCAAGCACAUUAAACAAGUCUUUAAUCAGUCAAGCCCCCUCACCUGUUUUUUCCCGUUACACUGACUUUGAAGAGGUUGAGCCAGUUUUUUUAUAGUCCUUCCUACAUUAUGGAUUCAUAUGAUUGUUUUCUCAUGGUGUCUUUUAACUUGAUCCUCUAUUCCCUUUUUUCCUGUAAACUGGGAAUUAACAUUAUUAGAUUGGUUUUAAAUGUUUUUUGGCACAAAUACAGGACAUGACUGUUCCUUAUAAUGCAUCAUAUCAGGUGGCACAUAAUGUAAAGAUGUCUUGAUUUUAGUCUGUCAGCUUAACUGUGAUUAGCUUCGAUGAUUAGUGCUUGUUCUGUCUACAGUGUUAAGUAAUUACUAUUGUAGAAACCUGUAGAUUUUCCAAAAUUUAUUAAAAUAUGAAAGGAUUGAGUGGUUUAUUAUUCAUACUUAGAAUAUUUUCAUCUAAAGAUGCUUUUAUCAAAAUAUUUAAGGGCAAAAAGUAAAUAAAAUUUUUAUCCAUGAAAACUUUAAAAUCUUUCAAAAAUCUGUUUAAAUCUAUAUAGUUUUAUGUUUUAUAUCUCCUACUUAUCAUUUAGCAGAAAUGAUGAAGGAACUGUUCUGAUGGUCUGCUUUUCUGUCCUUUUCCUACUGCUUUAAACAUUAAUUUUCUUUUGUACUAAAUCAUAUAGCCAAUUAUUGUUUUUUUAAGUAAGUCAGUUUUAGGAAAUGCUUGUGUUGCUGUUUAAUUAUAAAAGCUGAGUAAAUUUCAGAUUAAACUUAAAAUAACUGAAAUAAGACAUAAACUAGUUAAUGGUAAUUUGCUAGAAAUGAUGAGAUAUUAUAAUUGGAAGUUUUUAUUGAUGCAGGUAAGAAUUGAUAUUUAAUAAAAUGUUCUCAUGCUUAGACUAUAUUUUUGGUAGAGAAAUUAGUGUUUUGCUGUAAUGUGUUAUGAAAUACAUGUGAUAUCCUAGUUUGUCUACUGACACUGGGGUCUUGAAUCUUAA
This is a messenger RNA of Callithrix jacchus (white-tufted-ear marmoset), 10491 nucleotides long. RefSeq names its product protein phosphatase, Mg2+/Mn2+ dependent 1B (gene PPM1B). Gene Ontology annotation, biological process: protein dephosphorylation. Gene Ontology annotation, molecular function: protein serine/threonine phosphatase activity; manganese ion binding; magnesium ion binding. NCBI's taxonomy places the organism in Eukaryota, Metazoa, Chordata, Mammalia, Primates, Cebidae. The record is from RefSeq and is a predicted model, not a curated record.